Molecule: messenger RNA, 4275 nt
Organism: Sorex araneus (European shrew)
Lineage: Eukaryota; Metazoa; Chordata; Mammalia; Eulipotyphla; Soricidae
Gene: ADGRA3
Product: adhesion G protein-coupled receptor A3
Exons: 19
Coding region: 12-3962 (1316 amino acids)
Biological process (GO): cell surface receptor signaling pathway; G protein-coupled receptor signaling pathway
Cellular component (GO): plasma membrane; external side of plasma membrane
Molecular function (GO): protein binding; G protein-coupled receptor activity
Source: RefSeq, a predicted model, not a curated record
CCGGCCCGAGCAUGCGGCCCCCGGCCCCGCCGCCGCCGCCGCCGCUGCUGCUGCUGCUGCUGCUGCUGGCGCCGCUGCUGGGGGGCGGCCCGGGCGCCGCCGCGCUGCCUCCCGGCUGCAAGCACGACGGGCGGCCCCGAGGGAGCGGCCGGGCGGCGGGCGCGGCCGAGGGCGGCAAGGUGGUGUGCAGCAGCCUGGAGCUCGCGCGGGUCCUGCCCCCGGACUCGCUGCCCAACCGCACCGUCACGCUGAUUCUGAGUAACAAUAAGAUAUCCGAAUUGAAGAAUGGCUCGUUUUCUGGAUUAAAUCUCCUUGAAAGAUUGGAUCUCCGAAACAAUCUUAUUAGUAGUAUAGAUCCAGGUGCCUUUUGGGGACUGUCAUCGCUAAAAAGAUUGGAUCUAACAAAUAACCGAAUAGGAUGCCUCAACGCAGACAUAUUCCGAGGACUCACCAAUCUGGUUCGACUAAACCUUUCCGGGAAUUUAUUUUCUUCAUUAUCUCAAGGAACUUUUGAUUAUCUUGGCUCAUUACGGUUUUUGGAAUUUCAGACUGAGUAUCUUCUGUGCGAUUGUAACAUAUUAUGGAUGCAUCGUUGGGUCAAGGAGAGGAACAUCACCGUUCGGGACACGCGCUGUGUUUACCCUAAGUCUCUGCAGGCCCAGCCUGUCACAGGGGUGAGGCAGGAGCUGUUAACGUGCGAUCCUCCCCUUGAAUUACCAUCUUUCUACAUGACUCCAUCUCAUCGCCAAGUCGUGUUCGAAGGAGACAGCCUUCCCUUCCAGUGCAUGGCUUCAUAUAUUGAUCAGGACAUGCAAGUGUUAUGGUACCAGGAUGGGCGGAUAGUUGAAACUGACGAAUCGCAAGGUAUCUUUGUUGAAAAGAACAUGAUUCACAACUGCUCCUUGAUUGCCAGUGCCCUAACCAUUUCUAAUAUUCAGGCUGGAUCAACUGGGAAUUGGGGCUGUCAUGUCCAGACCAAACGUGGGAACAACACAAGAACUGUGGACAUUGUGGUGUUAGAAAGCUCCGCUCAGUACUGCCCGCCGGAGAGGGUGGUGAACAACAAAGGGGAUUUCAGGUGGCCCCGGACGCUGGCGGGCAUCACGGCGUAUCUACAGUGCACAAGGAACAGCCCCAGCAGUGGCAUCUACCCUGGCAACACACAGGACACCAGGAAGGCCUGGCGCCGCUGUGAUCGGGGUGGUUUUUGGGCUGAUGACAACUACUCUCGAUGUCAGUAUGCAAACGAUGUCACCCGGGUGCUUUAUAUGUUCAAUCAGAUGCCCCUAAAUCUCACCAAUGCGGUGGCCACAGCCCGGCAGCUGCUGGCUUACACAGUGGAGGCUGCCAACUUUUCUGACAAGAUGGAUGUUAUAUUUGUAGCUGAAAUGAUAGAAAAAUUUGGAAGAUUUACCAAAGAGGAGAAAUCAAAAGAGCUCGGUGACGUCAUGGUGGACAUUGCCAGUAACAUCAUGCUGGCUGACGAGCGUGUCCUGUGGCUGGCACAGAGGGAAGCGAAAGCUUGCAGUCGGAUCGUCCAGUGUCUCCAGCGCAUCGCCACCUACCGGCUGGCCAGUGGCGCGCACGUGUACUCCACAUACUCUCCCAACAUUGCCCUGGAAGCGUACGUCAUCAAGGCAGCUGGCUUCUCGGGGAUGACAUGCACCGUGUUCCAGAAGGUGGCUGCCUCGGAGCGCACGGGGCUCUCUGACUAUGGGAGGCGGGACCCGGACGGGGCCCUGGAUAAGCAGCUGAGCUUUAAGUGCAACGUCUCCAAUACAUUUUCAAGCCUGGCGCUCAAGAACACCGUCGUGGAGGCCUCCAUCCAGCUCCCGCCUUCCCUCUUCUCUCCCAAGCAGAAGCGGGAAGUCAGGCUCACCGACGACUCCCUCUACAAGCUGCAGCUCAUCGCCUUCCGCAACGGGAAGCUUUUCCCGGCCACCGGGAACUCGACCAAGCUGGCAGACGACGGCAAACGGCGGACGGUGGUCACGCCCGUCAUCCUCACCAAGAUAGAUGGCGUGAGCGGGGACGCCCAGCGCAUCCCUGUGGUCGUGACGCUGCGCCGGAUCGCGCACGGAGCAGACGCUGUGGCGGCCCACUGGGAUUUCGACUUGCUGAAUGGACAGGGUGGCUGGAAGUCCGACGGGUGCCACAUCCUCUACUCGGAUGAGAACAUCACCACCAUUCAGUGCCACUCCCUGAGUAACUACGCGGUUUUAAUGGAUUUGACGGGAUCCGAACUCUACACUCCAGUGGCCAGUCUGCUGCACCCCGUGGUCUACACCACGGCCAUCAUUCUUCUCCUGAGCCUCCUGGCGGUCAUCGUCAGCUACAUAUUCCAUCACAGUUUGAUCAGAAUCAGCCUCAAGGGCUGGCACAUGCUUGUGAACUUGUGUUUUCACAUUUUCCUGACCUGUGUGGUCUUUGUGGGAGGAGUCACCCAAACCAGAAACGCCAGCGUCUGCCAAGCGGUGGGAAUAAUUCUUCAUUAUUCCACCCUGGCCACGGUGCUGUGGGUGGGGGUGACCGCGCGCAACAUCUAUAAGCAAAUCACUAAAAAACCGAAACGCUGCCAGGACCCUGACGAGCUGCCCCCGCCCCCUCGGCCCAUGCUCAGGUUUUACCUGAUUGGGGGUGGCAUCCCCAUCAUAGUUUGCGGAAUAACAGCUGCAGCGAACAUCAAGAAUUACGGCAGCCGGCCCAGCGCACCCUAUUGCUGGAUGGCGUGGGAACCCUCCCUGGGAGCCUUCUACGGGCCAGCCAGCUUUAUCACGUUCAUCAACUGCAUGUACUUCCUGAGCAUAUUUAUUCAGUUGAAAAGACACCCAGAGCGCAGAUACGAGCUGAAGGAGCCCACGGAGGAGCAGCUGAGGCUGGCGGCCAACGAACACGGGGAAAUCCAUCCCCCGGACUCGCUGUCUCUGUCCCUGAUGUCCACGUCGGCGCUGGAGAACGAGCAUGCGUUCCAGGCACAGCUGCUGGGGGCCGGCCUGACCCUGGUCUUGUACGUCACCCUGUGGCUAUUCGGCGCCCUGGCCGUGGCCCUGUACUACCCGCUGGACCUGGUCUUCAGCUUCUUUUUCGGCGCCACGUGCCUGAGCCUCAGUGCCUUCCUCGUGGUCCACCACUGCGUCGGCCGGGAGGAUGUCAGGCUGGCGUGGAUCAUGACGUGCUGCCCGGGCCGCAGCUCAUACUCGGUGCAGGUCAACGUGCAGCCCCCGGCGGUGGCCGGGCCCAACGGGGAGGCCCCCAAGUGCCCCCACAGCAGCGCCGAGUCCUCGUGCACCAACAAGAGCGCAUCGAGCUUGAAAAACGCUUCCUCCUCGCAGUGCUGCAAGCUCACCAACCUGCAGGCGGCCGCGGCGCAGUGCCACGGCAACGCGCUGCCCGCCAGCGCCACGCCGCCGCAGCUGGACAACAGCCUUACCGAGCACUCGGUGGACAACGACAUCAAGAUGCACGUGGCGCCGCUGGACGUCCAGUUUCGGGCCAACGUGCACGCCGGCCGCCACCACAAGAACAGAAGCAAGGGGCACCGCGCCAGCCGGCUGACGGUGCUGCGGGAGUACGCCUACGACGUGCCCACCAGCGUGGACGGCAGCGUGCAGAACGGCGCGCCCAGGGGCCGGCCGGGCCCGGGCGAGGGCCACGCGCGGAGCCGCCGGGCCUACCUGGCCCACCGGGAGCGGCAGUACAACCCCCCGCACGCCGACAGCAGCGACGCGGCCAGCACCCUGCCCAAAAGCGCCAGGAACUUCGAGAAGCCCGUGGCCGGGAAGAGGGACCCCCCACGGAAGCCCACCGUGGUGGAACUCGAGAGCCAGCAGAAGUCGUACGGCCUCAACCUGGCCGUCCAGAACGGGCCUGUCCAAAGUGGGGGGCUAGACGGACCCUCCCCGGGCAGCCCGGGCAGCGGCCACGUGAGGACUGGGCUGUGGAAACACGAGACCACGGUGUAGCGGGGACGCCCCGGGAAGCCUCGCCGCGUUCCCGCAGGCCCCGAGCGCGUGACAGCAAACUGGUUGAAGCCACCUUAGGGGUGCGGAUUCUCAGUUGGGGAUUGUAUGCGUUUUCUAUCCUCGGCCGUGAUGGUUAUUUUAUUUUAUUUUAUUUGUCUAAAGAAUUUUUUUUUAAGCCUUUUUAAGCAUCGUUUUCCGUUGUCAAAACACCAGCAGGAGUUUGGGGAAUUUGAAAUCCGGUUUCUUGGAACCUGCACUAGCUACUCCACAUUGCGGGCUUGUAUUUAAUAAAAUAAAUAGAUGUUUGUCAUGG